Molecule: messenger RNA, 2419 nt
Organism: Poecilia reticulata (guppy)
Lineage: Eukaryota; Metazoa; Chordata; Actinopteri; Cyprinodontiformes; Poeciliidae
Gene: cdkn1ba
Product: cyclin-dependent kinase inhibitor 1B
Biological process (GO): negative regulation of cell population proliferation; negative regulation of mitotic cell cycle; negative regulation of cyclin-dependent protein serine/threonine kinase activity
Cellular component (GO): cytoplasm; nucleus
Molecular function (GO): cyclin-dependent protein serine/threonine kinase inhibitor activity; protein-folding chaperone binding
Source: RefSeq, a predicted model, not a curated record
CUGGCAAAAAGCUGCAAAGGAAUCCAGAUGAUAAUCACCGGGGAGUGGAUGUUGGGACAUUGUAAAACUUACGCGAGACGGAUUUUUUUUUUUUUCUUCUGAUUUUAUUCACUUGUUACAAAAGUCAUGCAAACAAAUCCCCAACGAGGAGGAGUUUGCUAUAAAUUUAACUCCACCUCAUCUCCCCUCCCCCCUCCCUCCACACACCUCUUUCCCUCCUCCCUUCUUCUCCUUUUGGUGUUUAAAUUUUAAACCCACAUCAGCAAUUACACCCAGUGAAGCACACAAACCACACCAGUGCCAAAGUCUCACAGCGAUAGGCGCCGAGCCAACAGUGACAUCAGGCCUCCACAGCUGAUGUCAUUGGUGGCAGAGGUGAAGAGUUUUUUUUUUUUUUCUCCUGGUCCUUCGUCGUGUACGAGCUUCACCAGAGUUGACCCUAGAAGCCCCGCCCGGCCUUAACAGAGUUACCACUGUUUGAAUCGAGGCUGGUGUUUAUGUGACACCAGAUCAGAUGGAGCAGUGAUUGAUUUGUGUGAUAGUGCGUCCUGCCCCGGAGCGACAUUUCAUUACUACUACUACUGCAGGUUUACUGCCUGUUUCAUCCUGCUGGAGUAUAAAGAUAUGCACGUGUGUCGAUUAGGUGUUGAUGGGAACGCAAAGCCUUGCAAAAGUGCUCAAACGUAGUGAUUUGUGUCAUAUUUCAACCACAAACUCCAAUCUAUUUGGAUUUAAUGGGAUUCACCAACAUUGACUCCCAACAGGUAAGGAUGUCAAAGUCCAGACAAAGCUAUAAUUGAGGAUCUCUCUGCCAGGUCUUUAUGGGGUUACCUCCUCUCAAAAACAAGCAGCUAAAUGUGGGGUGCUCGCACGCCACACUGUUCAGAUUUCCACCUUUUAAAAAAAAAAAAAGAAAAAAAAAAAGCUCCCUCCGCUCCAAACUUCUGCACUACUUCUCUGCUCUGCAGUUGUUCCCACUGCCGCGCAUGGGCGGUGCUCCAGCCUGACGAAUCGCUUCUCUGUUUAAAUAGUCAAGUUUCCUCCUUCGCUCACAUCUCUCUUUAACGCCAUGUUGGCUGUUAUGGCUUGACUUGUUUUCAUCAGACUUUUUACUACGAACCUGACAGGAGUGGUAGCGUGAAGAGAAAAAAAAAGAAGAAAAAAACACCCCCCCUUCCUGGAGACCAUUCGGUUUUUUAUUGAGGCGUAAUUUGGAUGAUAGGCGCUGAGGAUGCGUGCGUCGUUCGUGUGACUUUGUAUUUGGAGGGAAUACUACUUUGGAAUAGCAGUUUUUAAAGGGACCGACACCUUGUUGUUUUUUUCAUUUUCUUUCCUUUCGCUGCGGUUUUUUUUUUUUUUUUUUUUCCCCCCUUCUCUCUCGUCAUAUGUGCAACAACAUGUCAGACGUUCGCCUCUCUAACGCGAGCCCCACGGUGGAGCGGGUGGACGCGCGGCCGCUGGACAACGCCAGGUCGGUCCGCAGGGUGCUGUUCGGCACACCUGAUCCGGAGGAGACGCGGAAGCAAGCGGAGGCUCUGCAGCGGCAGUCCGUGGAGGCUUUUAGGGACAGGUACAACUUCGACCCGGUGGAAGACAGGCCGCUCUCUCCGGGGCUUUACGACUGGCAGGAGGACGAAGACGCGCCGGAGUUUUACCGCAGGCCACCCCGGUGGAGCCAGCCGCCCCGGGGAGAGGCAGGCGAAGGCAGCCGGGAGACGAGGAGGGAGAGGCGGUCGGCUCACACUAACGGUUCGCGGAAACGAUCUUCAAAAUCUGCAGGUCAUUGCUCUGACGAUUGCACGAGUAACGGCAAAAAGUCGCAUUCCGACAAAGACGACGAUGAAGAGCAGGCGCUCGGUGCAGGAAGCCAGGCAGAGCAGCAGCAGGAGGAGGAGGAGGUCCCAUGCUGAACGGUGCCAGAGCGCUGAGACCUGCCGCUGUAGGCUGCCUCACCAUCUGACGGAAGACGCGGAAUAAAAACAAAGCAGCUUUAUCGGAAAGAAGGGAGGAGGCUCAGAAGGCUGCACAAGCACUGAAUAUGUACACUAUUGACUUUUGGCACUCAUAUUUUUUCUAUUAUAAAAUUGCCUCAAAAGCAGCAGACAAUGUAGCAGUGUGCAAAUUGAAUUUUGCUCAUAUUUUUUAUAUAUAUAUAUAUCAAAAAAUAUAUAAAUAUAUAUAUAUAUAUCUACUACCUAUGUUUCAGAUGUAGCAAAUAAUUGGUUUUCAUACCUUUUUUGUGUAAAUGUGUGUACGUGUGAGUUUGACUCAAGGAGUUGCAGUGCAAUUCCCAUCAGAGAAAUUUGAAAGUUAUUUAGUAUAAAACAAAAAUGCUAAUUUGUGUCAUUAUUCAGGUAUUUCAUGUAAGUUUUUUAUUAUUAUUAUUAUUAUUAUUAGAGAGAGAGAGAGAGAGAGAGAG